Messenger RNA from Phyllostomus hastatus (greater spear-nosed bat), 4436 nucleotides. RefSeq names its product Fas binding factor 1 (gene FBF1). Lineage: Eukaryota; Metazoa; Chordata; Mammalia; Chiroptera; Phyllostomidae. The record is from RefSeq and is a predicted model, not a curated record. Bases 225 to 3737 code for a protein of 1170 amino acids. Gene Ontology annotation, biological process: cilium assembly; establishment of epithelial cell polarity. Gene Ontology annotation, cellular component: centriole; ciliary basal body; ciliary transition fiber. The transcript has 31 exons.
ACUGGGAGGUGGGCGGCUGCUGGGCUCCGAAGCGGGAGGCUUGACCAGGGUGGACUCCCCGGCGUCGAGGACCCGCGGCGAUGGCUCGGACAAGUCCCAGCGGUUGCUCCUCUGAAGGGAAUGGCGCGUAGCCCGGGGGAGCAGGAGCCUGUUGUGGGCGGAAUUCAGAUGAGCCGGUCGGUCGGGGCUGGGAAGGAGCUGCAGGCAGCCCCCCCAGCCUGGAGAUGGCACCAAAGACCAAGAAGGGACUGAGAGGCUCCAUCGCUGAUGUCCUCGGUGACCUCCUGGCGGAUGAGAUGACACCACCUGAGAAGCCCGUCCAGCUCGCGUCGCAUGCCAGAGAUAACACAGGCGGAGCGCAGGCGCUCCCUUCUGCAAGGCCCAGAGCAAAGUCCCUCCUGGAGAACGAUGCCUACGGCGCCGUGGCAGGCCCGGCGGGAGCUGACGCCGAGGUGUCGGACGUCUCCGAGGCGGACCCGCAGGCUUUGCUCCAGGCGAUGAAGGAUCUGGACGACAUGGAUGCCGAUCUGUUGGGUCUGAGGAAGGCUCACCCAGCUUCUGGCAAAAGCCCUACAAAGGGUUCUGGGAAGGAAGAGCUGCCUAGCACCCCCAAACCUGCUGGUACGUUACCAGCCACUGAGAAGGGGGGUGCCGUCCCCAGCGUGAAGCCGUCUCCGUCUCCCGGCAGCUCUGGGCAUCAGCACAAGAGGUUUUCUUUUGAAGACGCGGAAGACCCGCUGGCAGGACUUCUCUCUGAGGACGAGGAAGGGGUCGCCAAGAAGCCGCCUGGGACCGAGAGUAAAGCUGCUCCCGAGAAGAGCCCCGCCCUAGCCGGAGAUCGAGGUCCCUCCGUUCCUCUGACUCCUGGGGACACCCCCGUCCGGAAGAAGGAAGACCUGUUCUUUGACGAUGAGGAUGACCUCAUGGCCGCCCUGGGGUUUGGAGACAGCCCCAAAGCAGAGAGGAGGCCAGCGGGAGCCCAGGGAGGGCCCCGCCCCGCUCGCUCCAAGCUGGAUGAGCUGCUGGGCCGAGGCUCCGCCUCCAGACACCUGGCCCGUCCAGACCCCGGGGCGCACCGGGAGUUCAAGCUGGACGGGAAGUACCAGAGGUCACAGGACAAAGAAGACAGUUGGGGCAACGAGGACUUCGUCUUCGGGGCCUAUCAGCCCACCGUGGGCUCCUCCGAGGGCCGGCAGUCCCGCCGGCCGUCAGUCAGCAGGUUCUCAGCAGAAGGUGGCACAGACCUCAAGGGAGAACCAGGCUCCACACAGAGCACCCCGGCGACGACCAGCCCCCCCCACCCCAGGAAGGGAGGGGCUGACUGGUUGGGCCUCAAGGACGAAGACGAGGACCCGCGCCCCCCCUCUCCCACCAGAGAGCCUCGAAGGGGGGGCUCUGCGCUCUCCACCCCCUUCGUGCCCCAUCCUGAGGACCAGCCUCCUGCUCCGGGCCAGCACUCCGCCCCGGCAGGGCUGCCCCCCUCCUCCACGGGGGCCGAGCCGCCACCCGAGGGCGCUGGCGCCCCUGCCAAAGCCAGCCGGCCUUCCCAGCUGGGAGCGUCUGCGGAGACGGAGGAGGAGGACUGGCUGAGCCAUGCCUUGUCUCGGAAGAAGGCCCGAGGCCUGGCCAGAGAAGAGCACGCUCUGACCUCGAAGGGCCUGAACCGGGAGGGGGCUGCGGGCCGAUCCCCCUCCGGCAGCCAGCCUGUUGCCGACACUCAAGGGCUCCAGCAGGCAGCUGCCGAAGGGACCUCAGGACCAGCAGUGCAAAAGCCGCCUGCCCAGCUGGCCACCGCGGGGCCCUCGGUGACAUGGAACCCAGCCACCUUGGCCCUCCAUGCAGGUGACUCAAAGAAGGGCCCAGCCCCUGGCGAUGUUUCUGGCACCGAGCCUGCACUGCAUUUCCUGAGCUCCCAGGAACCCACGGGGCUUUCUGCGCCUGUCCAGUUCCCGCUCCCGGAGGCCCUGGCACAGCACUUGCCGCCGGACGCAGAGUAUCAGAGGCGGCUCCUGGCUGCCCGGGUGCAGCUUCAGAGCGGCACUGCCGAGCUGCAGGCCGAGCUGCUGCAGAGUCAGGCCCGGCUGGCAGAGCUGGAGGCCCAGGUGCGGAAGCUGGAGCUGGAGCGCACCCAGCACAGGCUGCUGGUGGAGAGUUUGCAGCAGCGACACCAGGCUGACCUGGAGCUCAUCGAGAAUGCCCACAGAAGCCGUGUCAAGGUGCUGGAAGCCUCGUACCAGCAACGGGAAGAGCGGCUGCGGAGAGAGAACGAGGAGCUGUCUGCGCAGUACUUGUCUCACUGCCGGGAGGCCGAGCAGGCCCAGACCGAACUGCUGGCCCAGCACCAGCGGCGCCUGGCAGCGGCUGCGCAGGAGAAGGACCAGGAGAUGGAGCGGCUCCGGGAGCUGCAGCGGGCCUCCAUCCUGGAGAUGCGCAAGGACCACGAGGAGCAGCUGCAGCGGCUGAGGCUGCUGAAGGACCGAGAGAUCGAUGCUGUCACCAGCGCCACCUCGCACACAAGGUCCCUGAACGGCGUCAUCGAGCAGAUGGAGAAAUUCUCCAGCAGCCUGAGUGAGCUGUCCUCCCGCGUGGAGGCCUCGCACGCCACCACCGCCCAGGAGUGGGAGCUGGGCAUCCAGCAGCGAGACAGGCAGCUCCGAGCUUUGCAGGAGAGGCUGGGCCACCAGCAGCGGGACAUGGAGGAGGAGCGGGGCCGGCUCCAGGAGGUCAUCGCCAAGAUGGAGGCCCGCCUGAACGAGCAGAGCCGGCUGCUGGAGCAGGAACGCUGGCGGGUGAGCGCUGAGCAGUCCAAGGCGGAGUCCACGCAGCGCGCCCUGGAGGAGCAGAGGAGGGUCAAGGCCCAGCAGAUGGCCAUGGAGCGCGAGGAGCUGGAGAGGGCCAAGAGUGCCUUGCUGGAGGAGCAGAAGUCCGUCAUGCAGAAGUGUGGGGAGGAGCGGCGGCGCCUGGCAGCUGAGUGGGCCGAGUUCUUCGAGCAGCAGAAGCUGAGUAAGGAGAGGGCCGAGCGAGAGGCGGAGCGAGCGAUGCAGGUGGACACCCAGCGGGAGGGCACUUUCGUCAACCUGGUCAAGGAGCAGGCAGAGCUGAAGAUCAGGGCCAGCGAGCUGCGGACCAAGGAGGAGCAGCUGGCAGCGGAGAGGGAGGCUCUGGAGCGGGAGCGGCAAGAGCUGCAGCUGGAGAAGGAGAGGGUCAGCGCCGCCGCCCUGCGCAUCAGGCUCCGUGCGGAGGAGGUGGAGAGGAUGAGCCAGGUGGCCUCAGAGAAGUACGAGGAGGGGGAGCAGGCGCUGCGUGAAGCCCGGCAGGUGCAGUCGGAGCAGCAGGCCCGGCUGCAGCUGGUGCGGCGGCAGCAGGAGUGGCUGCAGCAGCAGGAACAGCACGUGCACCAGGAGCAUCUGAGUCUGGCCCAGCAGAGGCUGCAGCUGGACCGUGUCCGACAGGACCUGCCGUCGGGCCCUGUGGGGCUGUUCUCCAGGGCCCAGGGCCUGGCAGCCUCCGGCCCGAGUGGCUUCUCAGCCGUGGUUCCCGCCCCCGCCAGUCCUCAGGGCAGCCGGCCGCCCGCCAGCCUGGGCCCCUCGCUGCUGCACGCCAAGCUGGUGCUGCUGAAACACACAGCGGAGCAGGCUCUGCACGGAAAACUGUGUGCACUAGAAGCCUUGCCUCUCCCCCGCCCUGCAAGGACCGAGACUUCUUGGAGAAUGAACAGUUCUUCCUGGAGACGCUGAAGAAAGCCUCCUACAACGUGAUCUCUCAUUCGGCCUGAAGGCCCCACUGCCACCUCUGCAGAGGACUAGGACCCUGGCCCCGUCCCCACCUCCCCGCCGGCCGCCAGCUCCGGGGAGGGGCCGCCCGGACCUGACAACAGCUCUGCCUGCGGACGGGGUGGACAGGGUGCGGGCCUCCUUUCCGAGCGCGCCCCCUCGCCGCUGAGGCGGGCAGGCGCCCCCCGUGCCUCUAGCGUCUGCGGUACGAUGGCCUCUGGGGGGACACAGCGCUGAGGGUGUCUCAGCUCCAACGCACCGUCAGCCUCAGCUUUGGUUCUCUUGCGCUGUGGACGUCCAGCUCAGACCCCAGGACCUGACUGGGCUCCGUGGACCCCGGCCUUUGGGGGGUCUUCUCAAGGGAUGCCCCAGCAACCUUCCGCCCUCUCCGCCCGAGAGGCCGGCAGAGGCAGCACCGUGUCCCGUCCACUGUAAUGGGGUCAGGGAGUGGGACCACACGUUUGGAAGGAUCUUCUCUCCUGCUGGUCAGGGGCGGAGGGUGAGGGGCGGGCAGGGUGCCGUGCCUGGCCAGCCUUGACCUCACAGCCAGCCCUUCACGCCCUUGGGCGGGCUCACGCCAAGGCCCCGCUCGUUCCCACCUGCCUGAGUGACCAGCUUGGCGUGGUCACUGGCCUUGUCGGCUUUUCCUAAUAGGCACCCCGG